CUAGCACCGUUACUUCAAUUUCAUUAUCUUCUCCUUCGGGUUCUUUUUCACUUUGGUUUUUAGGUCUUCUUCUUCUUCUUCCAUUUUCUUCUGCUAAGUGCUAAGUGGUGUGAGUAGGGUACUCUUCUCUUUGCUUCGUAAAGAUGAAUAGAGAAAGAUUGAUGAAGAUGGCCGGUUCAGUUAGAACCGGGGGAAAGGGCACAAUGAGGAGAAAGAAGAAGGCCGUCCACAAGACAACCACCACAGACGACAAAAGGCUUCAGAGCACCCUCAAGAGAAUAGGCGUCAACGCCAUCCCUGCCAUCGAGGAAGUUAACAUCUUCAAGGAUGAUGUUGUUAUCCAGUUUCUAAACCCCAAAGUUCAAGCAUCCAUUGCUGCUAAUACUUGGGUUGUUAGUGGUGCUCCACAAACAAAGAAGUUGCAGGAUAUACUCCCUAACAUUAUCCACCAAUUAGGACCAGAUAACUUGGAAAACCUAAAGAAGCUAGCGGAACAGUUUCAGAAGCAGGCUCCUGAGGCAGGUGCUGCUUCAGCCGCGGCGCAAGAGGAGAACGAUGACGAUGUCCCAGAGCUUGUUCCUGGGGAGACUUUUGAGUCAGCUGCUGAGGAGGCCAAGGCUUAGAAGAGUUUUGUUGUGCCAUCAUUAUUACAUAUCUCCCUUUUGUUUAUUAAGAAAAUUUUCUUGUUUCUCAAAUUUUUAGUAUUUUGAGUUUUUGUUUAGUUCUAUUGUCAAACAGUUUGAGUUACUGGUACCAUAAAAAAGGAGUUUGGGUUACUGUUA
Arachis duranensis is the source of this 782-nucleotide messenger RNA. RefSeq names its product basic transcription factor 3. Bases 144 to 623 code for a protein of 159 amino acids. Gene Ontology annotation, cellular component: cytosol; nascent polypeptide-associated complex. The record is from RefSeq and is a predicted model, not a curated record. NCBI's taxonomy places the organism in Eukaryota, Viridiplantae, Streptophyta, Magnoliopsida, Fabales, Fabaceae. The transcript has 6 exons.